AUUUCUUUCUCAGACACUUUGUGGUCAGUUCUAUGCCCUACUAAAGGGUUUCCUUAGUUCCUUACAAUUAACAAUCUUACUAAACAUGGACUCCAUUCAGUAUGUACUAUGUGUGUACCCAUAUGCAGCCGGAGUUAUGUCGUAUUAUACAAGAUCCUGAGCCAACCAGCUGCUCCUUGGCCCACAGCCUACUAUUGAGACAUCUCAAGGAAACCCCAAGUGCGGUGGAGGCCCUACUUCCUACCUACCUCUCCUGCCUCAAGUCACAUGACCACUCGGUCGUCAUGGCAACUGUGGGUGUGGUCUCGGAGCUGGUGUUGCUGUGUCCGUCACGGGAGGGCAGUCGACUUCUGCAGAGGUUGUUUCGCCUGGCCAGUCACAAUUUCAUGAACUGUACUCCUGAGCUACUCCAGGCAGUAGAGGCAUGUACCAGACACAUCUUCCAGUAGACACUAUCUCCAUUGAGUACAUGUGUUUAUUGGCGAGUGAAGCGAGUCUACCUGGUUGUCUUAAUAUGGGUACUAUUAUGUGACAGGCACUGUAUAUACCAUAAUGUUCUACGUGCACACAAAGGAUUGAGCGU
This is a messenger RNA of Geodia barretti, 583 nucleotides long. Lineage: Eukaryota; Metazoa; Porifera; Demospongiae; Tetractinellida; Geodiidae. The record is from the annotation of a GenBank genome assembly.